Messenger RNA from Tripterygium wilfordii, 2218 nucleotides. Its product is annotated as heavy metal-associated isoprenylated plant protein 45. The record is from RefSeq and is a predicted model, not a curated record. The coding region runs from base 1645 to 2064 and encodes 139 amino acids. Gene Ontology annotation, molecular function: metal ion binding. The transcript has 7 exons. NCBI's taxonomy places the organism in Eukaryota, Viridiplantae, Streptophyta, Magnoliopsida, Celastrales, Celastraceae.
UGCUUAGCAAUUCUAUGAUUCUUUUAGUUGGCUAUGGCGGCUAAUGGUUAUUGAGGGAAGACGGUGAGUUCAAUACUGUUAUGCGCAUCUUUUUUGUGAGCAUAAUUUAAAUUUACAUCAAUCGGAUGUAAAGGUGAAGAAAUUUUUGAGUGAAAUCUUUCAGCGAAAAUCCAAACAUCAAUGGUGAAUGUGCAGAAAGAAGAAGGGAAAUCAGAGUACAAGAGCGAUUCGGAGGACGAGGUGUCUCCAUGGGCGAUGAGGAGGAGACGCGACGAUGAGAACGAAGACGGAGGGCAAGAGAGAAAUUCCUCGACAGACUAAUCGGAGGAGCGUUCGCGUUGUUGUUUUGGGUGAAUUAAAGGGGCUUGGUGUAGCGCCUAAGGAUGAUGACGACAAGGAAGGCUGGUACACAAAGAGCUUGAAGAGCUUGCAGAAAGAGUGGUGGAAGAGGAUUUUGACGGAGGUCUAGAAGAAGACCGUGAAACAGGAUUCGAGGAAGGAGAAGACAAUCGUUUGACAUUCUGAUCACGUGGAGACGGUGAACCAGAGAAUUGAAAGAAGAGGAGAGGGAGGCAAUUCGGUACCAAGCAUUGGUGCAUUCUAUAUGCAUGAUGAUCGGCUUACCGUUCCUGGUAGUUAUCGCAGGUACACAACUUGAUGGCCAACAUCAUGGUAGCACUGCUUAUCCUGCUGCUUGAUGCAAAUUGAUUUUCAGUCACAGGAGCAUGACGAAUACAAGCAAACCCAUUCACAGAUGGAAGCAUCCAGAAAGAAAUGAGUAAUGCCAACGAUGCAGUGACAGUGCAAGACUAGAAGGAAGUUGACAUUCCCAACGGGCUACAUAUGAAUGUCUACAUCUUGAUUCACUGGACUCUUUCCUCAUUCUUUUUACCCCUCAAUUUGCAGAUACUCACAGAUGAAUAUUAACAAUUAGAAAACUGGAUAGAUGGAAUAUUUGUAUGAGCAGGUUGUUAUUGUGACGAUUCUCAGAACUUUAAUUACAUUCAUAGUUCUUGAUUUCUUUUAUUUCCAAUUUCUGACGCUUGAUAUUAGACGUUACAGAUUUGUUCCCUCCCUUUUCCUUCUCUGGUCUUUAUUUUAAUUGCUUCUAGCAGAGGUACGUUUCAACUACACUUGCUGAGGAUCUCAACUUCAUAAACUUUCUUAUACUACCUUUACCUUUUGGACUAUAUUGAACCCCAAUUCUUAUCCCUAAAGGCUAAUGGUUACAAUACAGACUAGACUCUACUAUUUAAGUGAAACACAUGAUUCCAUUUGUCAAGUUAUUCAUCAGCAUUCAACAACUCCAUAAUAUUGGCUUUGCUUACAGGGAUAUAAUGGAAUCAGAGACCACUACAUAAAGAGACAAACUGACAAACCAUGCUGCAUGCAUUAUCAUCAAAUUUUGCCCCUUCAAGGCUGUUAAAAGAUGAUGCCCUGACGUUAUUGCUUCAAUGAUUGCUCGGAAUGUCUAAUCAAUGACAUCCAAAAAAAAAAAGUUCGACUGCUCUGGAGCUGGAACUGGAACUUCUUUAUCCCUGCUUUUGGCUCUUCUCUCUCUCUCUCUCUCUCUAUUGUUAUAAUACAAACAAAACUCCAGUUUACAUGAGAGAGUGAGCUGAAGUAGUCAGAUUCUGUGUUUCGAUGGGGAUUGGCAAGUUGUUGUUGGAGUAUUUAUGUGUUUCUUCAUGUUCAAACUCCUGCUUCUGCAUGAACUAUAACUUGGAAAGCAAAGAAGAUGACUACUUUGAGGAGAAACCAUUGAUAACCAGUCAAAGUGCACUCAGAUUGAAAGAUGUUGUUGCUGGUAACCACACUCUGGCAUUUCAACUGAAACCCAGGAUGGUGGUGUUAAAGGUAUCAAUGCAUUGUAAUGGCUGUGCAAGGAAAGUAGAGAAACAUAUAUCCAAGUUGGACGGUGUUACAUCAUACAAAGUGGACCUGGAAAGCAAGAUGGUAGUGGUUAUUGGAGACAUAUUUCCUCUUGAAGUGCUUGAGAGUGUCUGCAAAGUAAUGAAGAAUGCACAGAUUUGGGACUCCCCUCCAUCCUCUUCUGUAUUAUGAAAUUCAAAACCAUCCCUCCCCAAUCGCCAUUAGGAAAAUCAAAAUAAAAAUACAGUGCACCCACUUCACUAUUUCAAAGUAGAAGUGCUAUCAUAUUAUGAUCUCUAAGCCUGUAAAUUGUAAUAUAUAUGUGUAUGUGUGUGUUUUCAUAUCA